AUGAACAACAAGCACGUGUUAACCCUAAGAUUAAACAAUGACAUAAAGGGCAAUUUCAUCAGACUGCCUUCCAAUUUAUCUGACAUGGUAUUUAUGAGUGGAAUUAAUAUACAGUUUUUCAAUUUCGAGAUUGAUGAUAAAUGGCAUGUUUCAUGGGAUGGUUUUGAUUCUGCUGAUGCGGGGUCAUUGGAGAUGAGUCCUUCAUUGGCAUUGGUUUAUAAAUUACAACAUAACUCUACAAUCGAAUUAGAAAUCAAGAAAUUUGAAAGCGAAAAUCUGGAUGAUGUAACUGUCAGGGAGGUCUACGUUAAACCUGUAAGUAGUGACGAUUGGGAGAUUGCUGAAUUGAACGCUAGUUUUUUACAGGAUUCCAUAUUAAAACAAACAAAAGUGGUCCAUGAGCGAGGAUUUAUUGUUUGUUAUAUUGACAAUCUAAAUUGUAAAUUUUCCAUAGAUAAGAUGGUUCCAGAAUCACUGAAAGUAGGAUUACUAGGAGCUGGAUCAUUGAUUAUUGUGGAGCCCAGAGAAAAUAAAUCAAGAAAACAACGAACUAUCAGGAAACGAGAAAUUGUCACUAAAGUUAAGAGAUCUCUGUGCUGGAGUAAGGAUAAAGAACUCCCAGGCGUAUCUGUUGGAUUAAAUUUCAAAGAGCUAGUUUCAAGUUUUGCGUACAUUUCGAUUUUAGUGAACAAUUUUGAUCUAAAGAGGCAGUCCAAAAAUAUUACAAAAUUUUGUCAACGUAUUGCGGUCAAUGCCAUCGACCUACCAAAUUUACCAGCAAACCAUAUCUGUCUAUCAAAACUCGCUUGGAAUUCGCUAAGUUUACCGUCUACCUGUCAAUAUAAGAUCAAUAAUGGCAUAAAGUUCAAAAUUGAGUUUACAGAACCGCCGAUUAUACAUACAGAGGCAAAUAUUUUCAUUCACCAUUAUGAUAAUAAAGAUUUUGCAAAUUCAGUAUUAGGAAAUAUGCUUUUAACCAAUAACAUGUAUUUGCAAAACCACAAUAUUUCUAUUGAACUAUUAGCAAUUAAUGGAAAACAUAUCCCAGCUAUUGAUUUAUCCCAAGUUGAUCCAAAAAACAUUACAUACAGUCACAUAAAAGAAAGUGAACAAAUCAAACCAAAAUUUGAUAUUGAAGAACAGGAAACUCAUGAAUAUGUUGAUAUAAACGAAAAUAUUGCGGAGAUAAUCAAAUAUAUCACUCUUCCCAUAUUACCAUCCACAGGCCUUUUGAUAGAAGGUUCAUCUGGACAGGGCAAGACCACUACAUUACGCCGUAUAAACAGUAUUCUGCGCACAGAAUACAAUUAUCACACCAUAUAUUUGAAUUGUGAAGAGAUUGCUGAAUUUAAUAAUUUUGAGAAAAUGAAAAGCCUAAUAGAUGAAUGGGCCUCAGUAUUCAUUUGGUAUAAACCUAUGUGUUUGAUUUUAGACAAUAGUGAAUUUUUAUUCAAUGAAAUAAUUAGUGAAGAUAAAUCUAAGAAAAACAAGGCAAACUCAUUCAAAUUAGCAAAUUAUCUGAUCAGCGUACUGACAAAUAAUGACAGACAUGUCAUCGACAAUAAUAGGAUUAUUUUUAGUAGUAGUAAUAGGAAUUCAAUUAGUAAGCUAUUCUAUGAUAGACAUUUUAUUGAUAAAAUAUGGAGUCUGAAGGCACCAUCGAAAACCGAACGCCGUAAGAUAGUUGACUGGUAUUUGAAGAGAUUCCACGUGCCUACAGACGAUGACGAUACGAUCAAUGAUAUAGUAAUGGAAACUGAAGGGUAUUCAAUUAGUGAUAUUAAAACCUUGUCUUAUAAACUGCUGAAUGCAUACCAAAUAAAUCACCGUCUAAAUAAACGGGAGAUAUUAGAAAUAAUAGGAAAUUUUACACCUACAUCAUUACAAAGAGUGAAGCUUUCAAACAAUGCUAAGAAGAAAGUGAAAUGGGAGGAUAUUGGUGGACUUGUAAUGGCCAAAAAUGUUCUAUUAGAAACGCUAGAGUGGCCUACAAAGUACCAACCCGUAUUUCAAAAUUGUCCCUUGAGAUUAAGAUCUGGCAUCUUACUAUAUGGAUACCCGGGGUGUGGCAAGACAUUAUUAGCAAAUGCUGUAGCAUCACAAUGUGGGUUGAAUUUCAUUUCCAUAAAGGGUCCCGAAAUUUUAAACAAAUAUAUAGGAGCUAGUGAACAGAAUGUGAGAGAGUUAUUCGAGAAGGCAGAGUCCAUUAAACCGUGUGUGCUAUUUUUCGAUGAAUUUGAUUCUAUUGCAACGAAGAGAGGCCAUGACUCCACGGGUGUAACCGAUAGGGUAGUGAAUCAAUUGUUGACGGAAAUGGAUGGUGCCGAGGGAUUGAGUGGUGUAUACGUACUGGCAGCAACGAGUAGACCGGACUUGAUUGACCCUGCACUUUUGAGACCUGGUAGACUGGAUAAGAGUAUCAUAUGUGACAUCCCGAAUGAAAUGGAUAGAUAUGAUAUUCUGGACUGCGUGCUAUUCAAAGGGAAGCUUCAAUUUGCAGGAGCCGUAGAAGAUUUGAAACAGAUAGCAACUAUGACGCAAGGAUACUCUGGAGCAGAUUUACAAGGAUUAUGUUACAGUGCGCACCUGAAAGCCGUACAUCGACAGUUAGCUACCGAGAGAGUGCAGUUGACAACAGGGGGAGAAGAGACAAACGAUAUAGAAGUCUCCGUUAUCAAUGAACUGACGAAGAGAGAACAAAUAAUCGAGAACGUGAAAGAAAGAUUAGAUAAGAAGAAUGGCCAGGAGAAUUCAAACAUAGCAACAACAACCCGGGGUAAUGCCAAGACAGAAUUGGUAGUAUCAAUGCAAGAUCUACUUGAAGCCGUACAAGAAACAAGGCCAAGUAUAUCUCAACAGGAGUCACAGAAACUGAGAAAAAUUUACGAUCUCUUCCAAAAUAAUACAAGAGAAGGGACACUGCCCUCCACUGAAGUGAACCCUACAGACGUGGGAAACCGAAUAUCAUUAAUGUAA
Messenger RNA from Kazachstania africana CBS 2517, 2976 nucleotides. RefSeq names its product AAA family ATPase peroxin 1 (gene PEX1). The transcript has a single exon. Gene Ontology annotation, cellular component: cytosol; peroxisome; peroxisomal membrane. The record is from RefSeq and is a predicted model, not a curated record. Gene Ontology annotation, biological process: protein import into peroxisome matrix. NCBI's taxonomy places the organism in Eukaryota, Fungi, Ascomycota, Saccharomycetes, Saccharomycetales, Saccharomycetaceae. The coding region runs from base 1 to 2976 and encodes 991 amino acids. Gene Ontology annotation, molecular function: ATP binding; ATP hydrolysis activity.